ACUCACUCUAGUCCGGCAACUCCAGUGACUAGUAUACUUGCAUCAUUCAUACUACACAACCUUACUGCAUCAGUUAAACAGUUAUAUAAAUGAUGACAAGGAAAAUGUUAAAUUGAAAGCCGUAGUUUCUCUCUACACAUUAACUGUUGAAUUCUGUGAAACGUUAACGUUCUCUUGGUCCGGUAUAGUUAAAUAAUGAUAUAGAAGUUUUUGUAUGAAUGCCAGAAUAUGAAAAUUUUAACUUUCACCAUCAUUUUUUGGAGUUUUGAGUGGAAGGUAGAGUGUGGAUUAUAUGAAUCUGAUUCUGAAGUUAUCUCUCUAAAUGCUACAACAUUUACAGAUGCAAUUACAAGUCGACCUCAUGCUUGGAUAGUAGAAUUUUAUGCUAGCUGGUGUGGACACUGCCAGGAGUUCGCUCAACCUUAUAAACAAUUUAGCAAUGAUAUUGCUUUUUGGGGAGACAUACUCAGGGUUGGAGCCAUUGAUUGCGCAGACCCAGCAAAUGAGGAUACAUGUUCAAAGUAUGAAGUCAAGGGGUACCCAACAGUUAAAUAUUUUCCUCCCUACGCUACGGAGCAAGAUCUUGGAAUACUCAGAGAGUCCUAUGAGAAAAGUGUUGCUUCGUUAAAAUAUGAUUCAAUCGAUUUCAUUGAAUCUGUGCCAUCUUUCAACAAUUCUUUGUGGCCCGUUUUCCAACCAAUCACAGAAUAUAACGAGCUAACUGAUUGGUCUCAAGUUUCUGAAGACAGGGAAUUAUUCAUCAUCUUUGAAGACGAGUCUUCAUAUGCAGGUCGUGAGGUUCUUAUGGAUAUUCGCCAGGCAUUCCAGGGAGCUGAAAAUGUUGCUAGAAUUGUAAUUUCGGAAAAUUCGACGUCAGCCCUCAAAUUAGAAAUAAGUGAAUUUCCUGCACUUGGAUUUAUCGCGGAGGCAUCUAAUGAGCUGAACGUAUUGAAACAAGGGAUAUCAGCUGAUGAGAUUGAGAGCUUGAUUUAUGAUCAUUACAAUCCUGGAUCUGUCCAUCCAACUAGAAUAACGGGAAGUGUGAUUAAUCCUUUUCAAAAGGAUAAACAAGACUUGACGAAAUAUUCAUUUGACGACAACAAAAAUAAACUUACUGUAAGCUUAGCAGAUCUGGAAAAAACUGUUGUCUACGCUCUACUUCAUGAAGUUCCCAUGAAAGGAGAAAUAAGUGGUGAAAGGUUUAUCGCACUAAAGGAUUUUGUACAAAUUCUGGUUGAUUUCUUUCCCCAGACCUCAGUACUUUAUCCAAUUCUAGAGCAGCUCACAUUCCUUCAAGAAUCAAAAGUUUUAGAGAAUCUGCGAACUCUAGUUGGAAGCUGGGAUGGAUUUUAUGAGAGAGCCUCAUGGAAAUCAUGUAAAGGAUCUGAACCACAGUUUCGAGGAUACCCCUGUGGACAAUGGAUGCUGUGGCACAGUUUAACUGUAGCACAAUAUUUGGAAGACUGGGGUUCACCUGAUCUUGUACUCAGAGCUAUGUUACAGUACAUUAAACAUUUCUUUAGUUGUACUGAGUGCAGUAGACAUUUUGUUAAUAUGACUGCGGAUGGGAACGAAUUCAAUCAACUCGCAACAUAUCAGGAUGCGAUUAUUUAUCUAUGGGAGAAGCAUAAUAGCGUUAACGAAAGAUUGAAGAAUCAAGCCACAGAGGACCCUCAUUUUUCAAAAGAAGUGUUUCCGUCUAUCGAGUCCUGUCCCCUCUGUUAUAACAAAAAUGGAUCAUUCUCACUCAGUGAUGUUCGAACUUUUCUUGUGAAUAUGUAUGGAGAUUUAAACGUCGAAAACCCCACAUCCAGUGGAGUGAACCUUUAUUUCAGGAAUCAACUAUUGUUAUGGUUCAUGUAUUGGAUUUUGUAAACAAUUUCUAAAUCAUUUUUUACAUAAUCUGAAUCUGAUCUCUUCAUUUUUUUUGGAAAUAUGUUUUAACUUGUCGAACCCUCAAAAUUUAUUUAUUUUUUCAAAAAAAAGCCAGAAUUCCGGGGUAAAGCGCAUUAAGUUUGUAUUGUCUGUUUUCAUGCAUAAA
Eurytemora carolleeae is the source of this 2041-nucleotide messenger RNA. Its product is annotated as sulfhydryl oxidase 1. Gene Ontology annotation, biological process: protein folding. The transcript has 19 exons. Gene Ontology annotation, cellular component: Golgi membrane. Lineage: Eukaryota; Metazoa; Arthropoda; Copepoda; Calanoida; Temoridae. Gene Ontology annotation, molecular function: flavin-dependent sulfhydryl oxidase activity; protein disulfide isomerase activity. Bases 229 to 1875 code for a protein of 548 amino acids. The record is from RefSeq and is a predicted model, not a curated record.